UUGAUCAUCUUCGUCCCUUCUUCACAGAGUAGUAAAUUAGAAUCUGAACGAGGAGAAAAUGGUUCGCAGCUUAAACCCUAAGAAGUCAAAGAGGAAGAACAAGAAGAAGGCAGAGGCGUCUUCUUCCGAGAUACCAUCGAUACCAACUAGGGUUUGGCAACCAGGUGUUGAUACGCUCGAAGAUGGAGAGGAACUGCAGUGUGACCCUUCUGCUUAUAAUUCUCUUCAUGGGUUCCAUGUUGGUUGGCCUUGUCUGAGUUUCGACAUUUUGGCUGAUAAGUUGGGUUUGAACCGAACUGAGUUUCCCCACAAACUUUAUAUGGUGGCUGGUACUCAGGCUGAGAAAGCAGCUCAUAACUCCAUAGGAUUAUUUAAAAUCACCAACGUAUCUGGUAAGAGACGUGAUGUUGUUCCCAAGACAGUAGGGAAUGGUGAAGAUGGUAUGGAGGAUGAGGAUGAUGAAGAUGACAGUGACAGCGAUGAGGAAAGCGACGAUGAAGCUUCCAAGACUCCAAAUAUUCAGGUUCGCAGGGUUGCUCACCAUGGAUGUGUUAACCGUAUACGUGCAAUGCCACAAAAUUCUCAUAUCUGUGUCUCUUGGGCAGAUUCUGGUCAUGUGCAGGUGUGGGACAUGAGCUCUCAUCUUAAUGCUUUAGCCGAAUCAGAAACAGAAGGUAAAGAUGGAACUGCACCAGUUCUUAACCAAGCGCCCUUAGUUAACUUUUCCGGCCACAAAGACGAAGGCUAUGCUAUAGAUUGGAGUCCUGCAACCGCUGGAAGACUUCUUUCCGGGGACUGCAAGAGUAUGAUUCACUUGUGGCAGCCAGCUUCUGGUACCUGGACUGUUGAUCCUAUUCCGUUUGCCGGACACACUGCAAGUGUUGAAGAUUUACAAUGGAGUCCAGCCGAAGAAAAUGUGUUUGCUUCAUGUUCUGUGGAUGGGAGUGUUGCAGUCUGGGAUAUCCGACUUGGGAAGUCGCCUGCACUAUCUUUCAAGGCACAUAACGCAGAUGUGAAUGUCAUCUCAUGGAACAGGCUGGCUAGUUGCAUGUUGGCCUCAGGAAGUGAUGACGGGACAUUCUCCAUUCGUGAUCUUAGACUGAUCAAAGGUGGAGAUGCUGUGGUAGCACAUUUUGAGUACCAUAAGCAUCCUAUUACGUCAAUUGAAUGGAGCGCUCAUGAAGCUUCAACACUUGCAGUCACAUCCAGUGAUCACCAGCUCACGAUAUGGGAUCUAUCCUUAGAGAAGGAUGACGAAGAAGAGGCUGAGUUCAAAGCGCAGACCAAGGAGCAAGUGAACACACCUCAAGACUUGCCUCCUCAGCUUCUCUUCGUUCACCAAGGACAAAAGGACUUGAAGGAACUUCACUGGCACAACCAGAUUCCGGGGAUGAUCAUAUCAACUGCUGGUGAUGGUUUCAACAUCUUAAUGCCUUACAACAUUCAGAACACACUUCCGUCUGAGCUACCUGCCUGAAAGACCCCAGUCUCUGUCUGAAAUCUCUUAAAAGCAUUUACGCAUAGUUUUUGUAUUGUACUCUCUCUCAGUUCUUCCAUUAAACUUUUUUGUUUCAAGUAACUAUACUCUCUUUCAAAACUUUCAAUGUUUUAUCAUGGGUUGAUUGAUUCCAGUUGUGACAAAAUGUCAAUUUUGAGUAUAACAUUUCUCUUCU
Molecule: messenger RNA, 1673 nt
Organism: Camelina sativa (false flax)
Lineage: Eukaryota; Viridiplantae; Streptophyta; Magnoliopsida; Brassicales; Brassicaceae
Product: protein HEAT STRESS TOLERANT DWD 1
Biological process (GO): ribosome biogenesis
Cellular component (GO): nucleolus
Molecular function (GO): protein binding
Source: RefSeq, a predicted model, not a curated record